Molecule: messenger RNA, 1274 nt
Organism: Amyelois transitella
Lineage: Eukaryota; Metazoa; Arthropoda; Insecta; Lepidoptera; Pyralidae
Gene: Coq5
Product: 2-methoxy-6-polyprenyl-1,4-benzoquinol methylase, mitochondrial
Exons: 7
Coding region: 134-1024 (296 amino acids)
Biological process (GO): ubiquinone biosynthetic process
Molecular function (GO): methyltransferase activity
Source: RefSeq, a predicted model, not a curated record
UUCAACAAAACGUAACAUCUUGUAGGUUGACAAUUGCAAACAGCUGAUUUAAGUGUUAAUGUCAAAAACCAAAUCAAAAUCCUUUUCUUAACCUAUAAAAAACCUCCCAUUUUUCACAUAUUUAGAUUUAACGAUGUCCUUACGAAAAGGACUUCUAUUGCUACUGCGAACAAAGCAGCCCACAUACCAGGUGUCUAGGUUUCGCGCGCUCAGCACAGAUACAGCUCAAAAGGAAAAUGCCGAAUCUAGGAAACAGACUCACUUUGGAUUCGAAACUGUGGAUGAGCAGGAGAAAUCAAAAAAAGUCCACGAAGUGUUCGAGACCGUGGCUGCGAAGUAUGACGUAAUGAACGAUGCGAUGUCCUUCGGCAUCCACAGGAUCUGGAAGGAUAUCUUUAUGCAGCGGCUGGCUCCCACUCACGGCACCAAACUGCUGGAUAUGGCUGGCGGCACAGGCGACAUCACGUUCCGUUACAUCAACUACCUGCGCCACCGCGGGCCGCCGCCCGCCGGCCGCCGCAGCGCCGUCACCGUGUGCGACAUCAACCAGGCCAUGUUGGACGUCGGCAAACAGAGGGCUAUCAAACAGGGUUACACCUCGGAGUGCGGGGUGGACAUCGAGUGGGAGUGCGGCGACGCCGAGCGGCUGGCGCUCCGCAGCGACGGCUACACCGCCUACACCAUCGCGUUCGGCAUCAGGAACUGUACGCACGUUGACAAGGUCCUGGAGGAGGCUUACCGCGUGCUGGCUCCGGGCGGCCGCUUCCUGUGCCUGGAGUUCAGUCACAUACCUAACGACACAUUACAGUGGAUCUACGACCAGUACUCGUUCCAAAUGAUCCCGGUGCUGGGCCAGCUGAUCGCGGGCCAGUGGAAGCCCUACCAGUACCUAGUGGAGAGCAUCAGACAGUUUCCUAAUCAGGAGAAAUUCAAAUCGAUGAUAGAGGACGCAGGGUUCCGGCAGGUCACGUAUGAGAACCUCACUUUUGGCACGUGCGCCAUACAUUCGGGUUUUAAGAUUUAGUUUCUAAGGUUGUAUUGUGAUAGGCAGAUGUUACUUGCUCAAAAAAUGUUUCCGUGUAACAAUAACAUAUUGUCGAAUUUAAAUAUAUUAUUGUGUCAAUAAUUGUAAAUAAUAUCGUCAAGAAAUUGCAAUUAAAGCUAGUCUAGAAUAGUCCAACCUAAUUGAAUUGGAACUUGAACAUUGAGCAUGCAACAACUGCUAUAACUUAAUUAGGGUUAUUUAUAAAUAAAAAUCUUGUUAUUUAUCUUCA